This is a messenger RNA of Athalia rosae (coleseed sawfly), 4523 nucleotides long. Its product is annotated as chitooligosaccharidolytic beta-N-acetylglucosaminidase. NCBI's taxonomy places the organism in Eukaryota, Metazoa, Arthropoda, Insecta, Hymenoptera, Athaliidae. The record is from RefSeq and is a predicted model, not a curated record. Bases 2538 to 4379 code for a protein of 613 amino acids. Gene Ontology annotation, molecular function: beta-N-acetylhexosaminidase activity. Gene Ontology annotation, biological process: glycosaminoglycan metabolic process; ganglioside catabolic process; carbohydrate metabolic process. The transcript has 8 exons. Gene Ontology annotation, cellular component: membrane.
AAUUAUACAACAAAUAUAUGAUGCGCGGUAUGUAUGAUAAUUAUAUAGCAUAAUUGAUAUUAUUAAUUUUUGUUUUUUAUAUUUUCUUUAUCAUCUCGCACUAUGAGUGAGCAUAUAGUGAUAUUGAGAUGCGAGUUGACUUUUUUCAUCAAUUAUUCAUAUUUUAAGGUGAACUUAAUUGGUUUGUACAUUCCAUUAUAGGAUCGAGUUUUAUAAAAUUAUUAAUCCUACGAUAUGAUUAUUAAUGAUAAUGAUCCAACGGUUGACUACACUUCCGCAUCAUUCGAUUUUGAUCUCUUAUUUAUAAAGGAUAAUUGUAACCUUGAAUUUAUUGAAAAAAAAAAAAAAAAAGAAAAAGAAAAAACGAACAAAAGGGAUGAGAUCAUAGAAUUCUCUUGCAAAGGACGCAGAGUUAUUCAGACACGAAUGCAUCAUACCCAUUUUCGUAAUUGAUUACACACGAAAAGAAAAUAAGGAGGAAAAAAGAAUGGCGGUGUAAUUAACGUCGUAUGAAUGAUCCCCGUGAUAGAAAUAAACGAUCAGUUGCCAGGCAGCUGGUCGAAGCGAAUUAUAUGUACAUACAUUCACACCACAGAUUCAUCCACCACAUACAUAUAAUUAUAUAUUUAUAAUCAGUCGAGCCUCUUGAAUUACCAUUAGAAGAAGCGGCAGAAGCGGCAGCAUCUAAUUACGUAUAGAUAUACAUGUAUAACGUAAUACCCGUUACGCGACGAUCGUUUGCGAUUUAAUGCUAUCGAUCUGUACGUAAUAGGUACGUACGUACGUACGUACGUACAGAUGCUAUGCGUACAUAGAUCCGUAAUCGAAUGCAGGAAACGUAUAACCACGCCUAUUUCAACCUGCAAACACCUGCAGCACUAUCGGACGUCGGAGCAUAUAAAUUAUUGACAUCCAUAUCCUGCAGCAUAAAAUAUCGUACACCCUGACUCCGUGAUAUUAGAGGUACUCGCAUGGUCGUUUUGGUUUUCUUUUUUUUUUUUUCGUUUUCAGAACAAGUUCACAUGUUCAAUUUAAUACGUUACCUACCCAUCCGCAAUGAAGAGCCAUCGGAAACAGGAAUUAAUUAAUACCGAUAUAAUUACAAAAAUUUUGAUCAAUGACCGAUCGAGAGAAUUUUAUCAGAUUCCAAUGUUAUUUAUAUAGUCAUUCGUAUUUUUCUUCUCUAUGAGUAGAAUCAACAUUUAUAUUUUAAUUUAUAAAGGUUUUUUCAAAUUGUAGGACAGAUUAUCCAUCUGCACCGAUCGGGGCUCGUAAUUAUUGAAAGAAACAUCGCAGAUAUUUUCUCUGUACAUAACAGUCAAUACAAAUAAUGUGCAUUGAAUGCGCAACGUUAUCUGCAGCAAUCCAGGUCUUCUGACUCCUAUUAUUUUGUAUCGUUCAAUAAUUCAAUAAUUACUUUAGAAUAAAAGAUAUCCCAUCGCGCGGAUAUCGGGAGGAAUUAUAGCUGGCGAAUCGAUAGGUAGCGAUCAUAUCGUGUGAAAUUAUUCGACAAGGCAACGAUCGCAACGUAUUUGUAAAUAUAAGGCUCAUUUGAAUUUUAGUACAGGUUUAACACAGAUGAAGGAAUACCGAAUCAAAAUAUUAAGUUUUUUUUUUUCAUAUACAUAGAUUAUUUUUUUCCUCCCUACUUUUGGUUUCUGUUACAGAAUCGUAUAAUAUACAUCGCGAUGUGAUUAUACAGACAAUUAUCUACGAGCAGUUCUUCUCUAACCAUCGCUGAGAACGGUCUGUCAAAUUAUUCAACUUCCCGAAUAUAUUGUUGCACAAUACAUACAUACCGCGCCUGAUUAGAACUUCCGAUUGAUAAUGAGUGUGCAGGUCACUGUGGUUUGCUCUUGUAACGCGAGUAAACUUCGUCAAAAUACGGACGCGAAUUAAAUCGGACGAAAUUUUGAAUUUAACAUGAUAUUUUCAAAUUAUUCACUAUAGGUACGAUUUUUGUGUUUUAAUUUUUAAAACAGUGCCAUUUUUCUGAUCGCGUUACAAUAUUUCCAUAACGUAGAAAACCGAAUCAGCUGAUCCAAUCAAUCUGUGUCUAUGAAAAGUAGUCGAGUUAUCGCUAAUUAUUCCCUCGAGAAAAGUGAAAACGAUUAGGAGUCUUGAUGAAUUUAUUACAGUCUGGACUAAUUAACUCGGAGGUCGAAAUGUAUUAGGAAUCGAUCGUUCAAACGAUUCAACAAAUGUUUAAUUUUCGACCUGAGAAAUCUCAAGAAUCCAGACUACUGUGGAUUCAAUGAUAACUCAUACACACACUAAUAACAGUCCUCACGUCUCCCAUUACUCUAUAAGAAUUUUUCUUGUUUCAAAAAUAUUUGUGCUCCUUUGAUUUUGAUUCUUUCAAUUUCCACAUUUUUUUUUUUAAGAAAAUAGGGCUCAAUCGUUAUCUGUUUUUCUUUAGUUUGAACAGAACAUGAGAAAAAUAAUUGCCACGAAAUUUGGCGGGUAAGAAAAUACCAGUUAAAAACAUUGUUAUUCGAUAUUGGAAAUCGCUUUAUUUUAUAUCCGUACGGUGCAUCAUGAAGAAUAUUUACGUUCUACUGAAAAUCAUCGCACUUUUUCAUAUCGUCGCUGCAGCAUCGACCAACGAAGCAUUUUUCCGAACGUACAGAUGCCACGAUAGAAGAUGUCACAGAAAUUUUCGUCCGUCAAAAAAUGUUCCCAACCGAGUAUUUCCAUCGUCGAUGAAAAAUUUCGAACACUCGACAAUGGCGGCUUGCAGACUUUCUUGCGAUUCUUACGCUGGUAUUUGGCCGUUACCGGUGGGGCGAGUUGUUCUCAGUCAAAAAUACGCGAAAAUCGAUCCCUCGCAAUUUGUAUUUCGAACAUCGUCGUCGGUUUCCCAAGAAGCACAAGAUUUCAUCAACGAAAUGACCGCCAUUUUUUUAUCCAAUCUCGAAAAAUCUUUUGAUAAUAAUUCUACCGAAGAAUUAUACGGGAACAGCAGAAAUAACUAUAUAAACGUGAUAUUUAAUAUCAAUUCCUCGGACCUCACCCUGAACUGGCUCACAGAAGAAUCAUAUUCCCUCCAACUGCUUUUGGAAGAUGAAGGCGAAGGGGGUGGGUUGGUUGAAAUAUCGGCGCGGACAGUUUACGGCGCGAGACAUGCACUCGAAACAUUGCUGCAGCUAACUGCCCCGAUAAUAAAAGAAGGAGGUCAUAACGGUUUGGUGAUUUUAACGGCAGCAAAUAUCACCGAUCGACCAACUUACGCCCACAGAGGACUCAGUUUGGACACUGCGAGAAAUUUUAUUCCCGUCAAAGAUAUUCUGAGGACCAUUGACGGUCUUUCGUCCUGCAAAAUGAACAUCUUUCAUUGGCACGCUACCGACUCGCAGAGUUUUCCACUUGAGAUUAAAAGGGUCCCGUACAUGGCGGCAUUCGGUGCUUAUAGUCCCGAAGAAAUUUACACCACUGAAGAUAUCAAGUCGAUAAUAAGCUACGCGAAGGCUAGAGGUGUUCGGGUGAUCAUUGAACUGGAUAUACCAUCGCACAGUGGUGCUGGUUGGGAAUGGGGAGAGGAAGCUGGGUUCGGAAAACUUGCGGUUUGCGUCGGAGCGCAACCCUGGAGAAAAUCUUGCAUCCAACCGCCAUGCGGACAGCUAAAUCCCGUCAAUCCAUAUGUGUACGAUAUCCUAAGGAAUAUCUAUAAGGAGCUCAUAGAAAUCUGGGGAAAUCACGAGGUCUUUCACAUGGGGGGAGACGAGGUUUACAUCCCCUGCUGGAAUUCCACAAAGGAAAUAACAGACGCCAUGACAGUUAAAGGGUUGAAAAGAAGGACGGAAGAUUUUCUCAAAGUUUGGUCCGAAUUUCAAAAAACUGUAUUGAAAAUCGUUGACGAGGAGAGAGGGACGGCGUCAAAUCUUAAUGUCAGUGCGAUAAUGUGGAGCUCUUAUCUGACCAAUCCAGCGGUAAUCGAACAAUAUUUGGAUAAGGAUAGGUAUGUUAUACACACCUGGGUCGAAUCAGGAUCCCCUAUUCCAGAUGAAUUACUCGAUUUGGGGUACCGACUUAUUAUAAGCACAAAAAACGCCUGGUAUCUCGACCACGGAGUCUGGGGGCAGACCAAAUAUCACACUUGGAGGGACGUCUACCUCAAUCAAAUAUCGAGAAAGUCCGGAGUCUUGGGCGGCGAGGUUGCGAUGUGGGCUGAAUACAUCGACGGCGGAGCUUUGGACUCGAGAGUUUGGCCACGAACUGCGGCAGCUGCGGAACGACUUUGGAGUGAUCCGAUUUACAGAUCAACUGCUAGUGUGGAACCUCGAUUCUAUAGCCACAGAAAUCGUUUAAUACAACGGGGAAUACGUCCCGAAGCAGUUACUCCGGAAUGGUGCGCCCAGAACGAUGGAGAGUGUCAAUGAAUUACUAUGAAGAAUUCUAUUUGAAUUUAGUUUCAGGUCCGACUGCCUUCGAAUACAAUUGCAGAUUUUCAAUGUUAUUUUUUUAUAAAUACAUGUAUCUUUUUUUAUACCGAUAUACAUAUAAAUACAUAUUCAUACAAUUUA